AUGGCAACUGAUCAAUCUGGCUUCCAAAGCCAACUUCAAAAGUAAGAUUUCUAUAAUAUUUGAAAUCUCUGAAUAUUUUUAGGUUUGGUUCAAAUUUCCGAAACAAAUUUGAAGACACCAAGAACUUGAUCUACCAAUUGAAAGCUGUUUCUUAUUCGGAAAAAAGCACGGAUUUUGGUCUUUAUGGGGCCAAAUGUCUGGGGGAUAAUGUAAGGCUGCUUUUUCUUUGUUUACCUUUUAGGUUAUAUUACGACGUGUUUUCGGGUCGAUAUUGAUAUUAUAUACUUGUUGUUAUAGGCGUCAGAUUUCCGACGGAAUCUAACACGAGAAAUUACUGAAAACCGAGUUGAGUUGUUAGAAAAACGGAACACAGAGUUGUCGCAACGCUUGUCAGUCAACGAGACUAUAAUUCAGCGUUUUAUUCAACUAAUAACAACGGUAAGUGUGGCUAGUUAUUAGUAUACUUCGGUUAGUUUUUGAUGUAACUUUAUAGAAAGGGCAGUUAAAGUCUUGAAAGUUUGUAUGAAGUUAGAUUAUUUAGUUUGUCAACUAAUUUUCUAUACGCUCUUUAAAAUUCUGCGCUACUUUUCAACUUGUAGUACUUUUUCGAUAUGCUAUUAUUACCUAUUUUAUAAAAUUCAAUGCAAGUUUUGUAUAAUAAUACAUCUUUAUAAUGUUUUUUUUUAGUUUUCAACUAAUAAUAUAACGUGCUAACGAGAAUUUUUAUAUUUUUUUUAUUUUAGCUUCAAAAUGAAUUCAACGAAAGUUUAAAGUUAACAUCAGAUGCAGAAGAAAAUCGAAUCAGGGAGAACAAAGAAGCAACAAGCAAGCUUUCACAAGUUGAUUACCAACUGAAAGCUUCAGAAACGACGGUGAAGAUCAAGGACGAUGAAAUCAAGAGGUUAAACGGGAAAAUCAGUGAUCUUCAAGUGGUAUGUUAUAAAUAUUGACGUUUUUUAUGUUUAGGACUUGAAUCAAUUGGAGAAAAAACUGAAGGAGGUUGAGGAGGACAGAAGGAAGAUUUAUGAGUCAAGAAAUUGUAAGAUUUUAAAUUUGUUAAUUGAAGAUAGAUUGUGAAUGAUGUUGUAUUUGGCUUUUUUACUUUUUUUCUGCUUGUACUUUUGGCUUAAAAAGUUACUUUUUUAAUUAUUGUUUUUGUUAUAUCUGGAUAUUGUGUUAAAUUGUGUUAAUUUUGAUAUUUCCAGCUCAAGAAUCAAAACUGCAAAGAGUUAUGGAAAGUCUACAAGAGGCUAACUUUCAAAACCAACAAUUGACAAAUGAAAAUCAGAGAUUGUUGGAUGAAGAUAGAAGAACAAAACGGGUUUUGGAACAAAUUGAAGAUACUCAUAGGCGAGAAUUGGAUAAAUAUGAACAAAGAUUUGAAAUUGAAGCUUCUAAGCACGAAUCUGAAAUGGUAACCGUCUUUUAUUCUUUGAUUAUUAUUUUUUUAAAGUUUAUAAAUACUAAAAUAAAAAUUCUGAAUUUUUAACGAUAAUAAUUUAGGCCGGAAUUCACAAGCAAUAUGAAGCCGAAUUGGCUGAAAAUGUGGCAGCCAUCACAACUCGUCUUCAGUUGGAAAUGGAAACUCAAAGGAAGAUUCAUGAAAAAGCAUUGAAAAAAGCGAAGGAUCAAACGGAUGAACUUAUGAAGUAUCGAGAACAAUAUUUCCAACUACAGAUGAAGUUUAAAGAUCUUGAGGAUAAGGCAACAAAGCAAGCCUGUGAAAGUUUAGAUGAUGCUAAAAGAAGGUUGAUCAUGGAGCAAGGUGAGUGGUGAUUACUUGUUUUUAAAAAAUAUUUGUUGUUUCAAGUUUUUUUAAAUGAAGUUUUAGUUAUUUUUUAUUAACAUAGAGAAAUUUUUGUGGAAAUCCGUUUUAUAAAUAUAAAUUUUAGCUUUAAAUGCUCGAAAAGUCUUGGCAAACCGUCAUUUGGCCCAAGAAAAACCUGAAAACUUGGCCAAUGUGUUCUUGAACGAUUUUCGAGGAUCCGAUGCCGGCUCUAUAACAUCAUCUUCAUUGUCGGAUGCGGACGAAAAUCGACCGUACAUAAGACCACCGGUCCCUACAGCUCAAAAACGACACAGGGCAGCAUCGGAAACCAGGGACAAAAGGCCUAGGAGUGUUAACCUUGUAGGUUUAUAUUGUUUGCUAAUUUUAUAUAUUUGUAUUGAUUGCUAAUUUUUUAUAUUUUUAUUGACAGGUUGGUUAGAAACAUGGCUAGUAAUACAAUGCGAUCUUUUCAGGUACCUCAAGUUGUGUUUCAGUCCAGAAACCCGCGACCACCAUUUCGAAAGUAACUAACUUUCCUGAUCUCACUGUAAAGAAUUAGUAUCACAACUAGUAUUUGUAACACUUUUUCGUCAAUAAAUAACUGACUAGCUGAAAUUGACUUGUUUUGUUUUAUAAAUGGGUUUAUUGUGAACGUUUGUCGAUUUGGGAUUAUCACAGAACAAAGAUUUUUAUCUUUCGUUUUUAACAUUUAACAGUGAGACAAGUUUAUGUUAUACUGUUUUUUUAUAGUUUAUAAGGCACAGAACGUUUUAACGUUUCUUUUAGAAAAAUAAAACAUUCGAAAUCGCGAUUGGUCUCACCACGAAAAUCCCUGCUCGUCAGGGAAACAAUGGUUUUUCUUUGGCAUUCAGUUUUACGCUCCAAAAAUAAUUGAAAAACAAUUUUGAAUGAAAUCUGCGGAUAACUUAUUAACGGUUUAGUUAAGUUGCGUAUUUAAGAUUGCCUAUUGAUUUGUUUGUAACUUUAAACGCUCAAUGUCAUUUUGAUUAUUGUUAAUAUUCCAUAUUAUUUUAGGUUUAAAGAUGAAUAGAAAGAAGAAUGCGUAUUUUGAUUCAUCUAGGACAACAGGGAGAAGAGUGUUCAGAAAGGAUGAUGAUGUGGAUACAUGGAGGCCGAUGAAUUUAAAUUCAGAUGUCAUCAAAGCAAGAUUGGCCGAAGAUUUGGCUGGAACACCGUUGGCAAUAGGAAAACAGCUCAAGGCAAGUUUCUAUUUGAAAUUGUCAGUGUUUUUUAUGUACGUUUUUGGUCUGAGUGAAUUACUGAACUAGUUUUUUGAAAUUUUUGUGUUUUAAAAAUUUAGUUUUUUUGAAAAAUAUAGCUUUAUUGAAACGCUGACUUUAUCAUUUUUACAGCUUUAUUUCGAUUUUUGAGUAACAAAUCAGUUUGAACUUAAUAUGUAAACAUUUAGGAUUCAAAAUCACGUCUGCCAACGUCAAAGGCUCCAGUGACUUUAAAUGAUAUAAAGUCAGAAGUAAUCCAACCAGAUGAGGAUGGAUUUAGAAGCCAUGAAUUUUGCCCAGAAAAUGCUAAAGGAGUAAAAAGACCAGAAGUUAGUUCAUACGAUGGUUAUGCCAUUUUUGGAUUGGACAAUGAAACAAAACCUGAGUUGUUAUGCGUAAAAACAGAAGUCGCAGAAGCAGUUGAGUCAGAAGUUAACGAAGUUUUAGCUCCAGAAAAGAUUCAAGUUGCUGAAGUGGCACCUCUACAAGUCACAGAAGCCACGGUUUUGGAUGAAAAUGUACUGUUAAGUCAAAGACAAUGUUCCAAGAAUUUAAAAUCAUCGUCUACACCAUCGGAAGUUUCUCGAGAACCAUUAAACGUAAUUACGCCUAAGCGUUCGACUGGAACAACGAGGUCUUCUAAAGGAUUGACGGCUACUACAACGUCAAUAGACGUCUCUAAGUCAACUGAUAUGACGACCAAUGAUUCUGGCAGAAGAACUUCAUUGUCUAUGUGUAGUUCUGGGGCCUCGGUUUCACCGUUAUUGACUCAGAAUACUUUUGUGUCUACAGUUACGCCUUCCCUGUCUCAAAAUCCUUCUGAAAGAGAAGUUUUACCAUCAAAGUUGCUUGAAUUUACUGGUCGAAAAUCGACAUCGCUUGGGCCUACCGGAUCACCAAGUCAACCGGCCAACAAUGACUUUAAGUGUACUUUCGUCAAACAAAAUAGUUCACUGAAUGGUUGCCUUCGGCAGGUAUAUAUUUUGAAAAAACCAAGAAAAGAUGGAACCACUAUGAAGAAUACGGCUUCAACGUCUGAAGGUAUUACAAGGCUUCCCACUGCUUCAGAAAUGAUGAAUUUACGAAGACGUUCAGAAGCUGCAACGUCAAAUAAACUUGCAACCGCAACAUCAUGUCCAUUUGCAACUUCUUCAGUCAAAAAGCCAGCGGCUAUAAUAAACGCUUCUAGAAUGAAGCUUCGUCCACCACCUUCUCCUCCAAAAUGUCCAGAAUGGGCCAGGGAUCUUGGUUUAGGCGACAAACAUUGGAAGGAUAUUCAGAUGUCAGAACGUCCUAUUGAUGAAGAAGACGCGAAGCUAUAUAGAUCGGCCGAAAAGCGGGAUUUAGAGUUUAAUGACUCUACUGAUUACCAGGAUUGUGAUGAUUAUUGUGGUACUGAAUAUUCCGAUACUUUACAGGAAGGCGGUUUUAAAUAUCCAGAUGAACAGGAGUAUAACUGCAAAAGAUGGUCUAAUCCAUGGAUGAAGAAAGUAAGAGAAAGCACCAAGAAUUACAUUUUUAAUGGUCCUGAUUGGACACGAAGCUGGCUUGUAAAGGAAAAAGAAAGUAAAAAGGAUUCGGAAAGUUCGAAAGCUGCUGAAAGGCAGCAUUCAGAAGAAAUGUCAUCUACUGACGAGCAGGAUAUAUUAUGCUCUUCUUCGGACAUGUGUAAAGUUUUAGAAGGUAAAAAAUGGACUAAAGAACAAAAUUCAAAGGGCUUGAAACUCUUAAGGAAUACAGCACCAAGAGGUAAAAAAUUAACUAAGAAACCAAGUUCAAAAGUCACAGAAUUGACGGAAAAUCAGGGUUUGGAGCGUGAGGAAUCUCCUGAUAUCAUAAUAUUGGAUGAAAUAACACCGACCAAAAAUGAAAAUAAGAAAGCUUCUGGAAGUCAACCUUCAACUUCCCACGAAACGGCCGAAGUUCAGGAGCUGAAUCAAGAAUCUUCAACCAAAAAUGAAAGUAAGAGAGUUUCUGGAAAUCAACCUUCAACCUCCCAAGACACGGCCGAAGUUCAGGAGUUGAAUCAAGAAUCUUUGACCAAGAAGAAAACUCCAAAACUUCACUUCGUUAAACCAAAACGAUUUUUGUUCAUGAAGCCCGAGCCCACCUAUCGUGACAUAUCCCUCAAAAUGAACAGAGAGUUGAAGAGAACCCGUUGUCGGAGUAUGUACGAGUAUGAGAGACGCUUUGGCAAGACUAAGUUCUACCUGACUGUCAGGGAAUAUUUGACGGUAAACAUGAGAAGGAGAUAUUUGGAGUCACGUAGAGAUAAUAUUUCUGAAGAGCGACAGGUCAGCAUGGUCGAUAAUUGUAUAAAAUUUAUUAAUGGGCGUCAACCAAAUUCUGAUAAGAAGAGCCAAGAUUCUAAAAAGAAAGCGAGAAAAGGUGGUGUUACCAAGAAGAGAAAAGACGAAGAAAGUGGUUCCAAGAAGGACGAUGAAGAACAUGGUCCCAAGAGCAACAAUAAUGACGAAGAUGGCACCACAAAUGCUGAAAAGGUACCAAUUGAAGACAGAAGCCAAGCAGCACCAAGUAGUACCGAAAGGGUCGGAAAAGUGCCAAAUAACAAUGAAGUGGCACCAGUUGUUGCUAGUAAAAAGAAGGGAAGUAAAAGUACCAAAAAGAGUAAAAAGGUACCACAAGUAGAUGAGGAAGAAGCUGUAAACGAAGAAGUAUCGAAUAAAGACAAAGAAGGAGGUAAAACACCAAAAGGAAAAGCACCAAUUUCAAACGAAAAAGAACCAACUGCACCAACAAGAAGAUCCAAAAGAAUAGCUGAAACUAAAGAAAAGCUAGUUGAUAAUGAUGGUAAACCUAUGGUAGACCUGACAACUUGCGAAGAAUCUGCAAAGCGAAGGAAGAUUGUUGUUGAAGACUUGCAUUUGUAA
Molecule: messenger RNA, 5900 nt
Organism: Bursaphelenchus okinawaensis
Lineage: Eukaryota; Metazoa; Nematoda; Chromadorea; Rhabditida; Aphelenchoididae
Source: the annotation of a GenBank genome assembly